AUGGCCAACAGCAGCUCCAUCCCCCACUUCCUCCUGCUGCCAUUGCCAGGCACAAGGCAGCUGCAGCUCUUGCACUUCUGCCUCUUCCUGGCCAUCUACCUGGCUGCCCUGCUGGGCAAUGGCCUCAUCAUCAGCACCAUAGCCUCUGACCACCACCUCCACACCCCCAUGUACUUCUUCCUCCUCAACCUCGCCCUCCUUGACCUGGGUACAAUCUCCACCACUCUCCCGAAAUCCAUGGACAAUUCCCUGAGGAACACCAGGGACAUCUCCUCUCCAUCAUGUAUCGCUCAGGCAUUUUUCUUUCUCUUUUUCCUUUCAUCAGAGGUUUGUCUCCUCACCACCAUGUCCUACGAUCGCUACGUUGCCAUCUGCAGACCCCUGCACUAUGAGACCCUCCUGGGCAGCAGAGUUUGUGUCCACCUGGCAGCAGCUGCCUGGACCUGUGGGGCUCUCAAUGCUCUGCUGCACACAGCCAAUACAUUUUCCCUGCCCCUCUGCCAGGGCAAUGCUGUGGAGCAGUUCUUCUGUGAAGUCCCCCAGAUCCUCAAGCUCUCCUGCUCCACAGCCUACCUCAGGGAACUUGGGCUUCUUGUGGUCAGUAGCUGGUUGGUGUUUGUCUGUUUUGUGUUCAUUGUGGUGUCCUAUGUGCAGAUCUUCAGGGCAGUGCUGAGGAUCCCCUCUCAGCAGGGACGCCACAAAGCCUUUGCCACCUGCCUGCCUCACCUGGCUGUGGUCUGCCUGUGCUUCAGCACUGGCAUCUUUGCCUACAUGAAGCCUCCCUCCAUUUCCUAUCCAUCCUGCAACCUGGUUCUGUCAAUUCUGUACUCAGUGGUGCCUCCAGCAGUGAACCCUCUCAUCUACAGCCUAAGGAACCAGGAGCUGAAGGCUGCCCUGAGCAAACUAAUCCCUGGAUUGUUUUAG
Indicator indicator is the source of this 924-nucleotide messenger RNA. RefSeq names its product olfactory receptor 14J1-like. The record is from RefSeq and is a predicted model, not a curated record. The transcript has a single exon. Gene Ontology annotation, biological process: G protein-coupled receptor signaling pathway. Gene Ontology annotation, molecular function: olfactory receptor activity; G protein-coupled receptor activity. Bases 1 to 924 code for a protein of 307 amino acids. Gene Ontology annotation, cellular component: membrane. NCBI's taxonomy places the organism in Eukaryota, Metazoa, Chordata, Aves, Piciformes, Indicatoridae.